This is a messenger RNA of Bubalus bubalis (water buffalo), 2476 nucleotides long. It is a transcript of the gene GALNT13, whose product is annotated as polypeptide N-acetylgalactosaminyltransferase 13. The record is from RefSeq and is a predicted model, not a curated record. Bases 586 to 2334 code for a protein of 582 amino acids. Lineage: Eukaryota; Metazoa; Chordata; Mammalia; Artiodactyla; Bovidae. Gene Ontology annotation, cellular component: Golgi apparatus. The transcript has 17 exons.
UAAAAACUUACCAGGUGAUUCUUAUGUGCAUUGAGAAUAGAGAGGCACUGGUUUAGAAGCAAAAGAAGGUAGAGUAUAUCAGCAAAGGAAACAAAGAUAAUGUGGUCAGUGAAGUAGCAAAUGGGAGAGAGAGCUGCAUUACAGGUUUUAGCCUAAGAAAAUGUUUCAAGAAAGAGAGUAUCUAGUUACUAGUCAGAUACUGCCCAGAACAGAGCCUUGGCUGGUGUACGUUAUAUAGCAACGAGGAGGUCACUGCUGGACACACAGACUUGUUGGAGAGGAAGAAGGCAGAAACGUCUAUUGUCAACAUUUCUGCUCACUGUUUUGGAGGAGAUCUUAGUAAGGCUCAUUUGGACUAGAGAUCCUGGUUCCAGCCAUGAUGUGAUGGGGCCUUCCACCAGGAGAUGCAGAUGCAUUUUGUAGGAGUAUUCUGAGGAUGAAUGUUUGCAAAUCAUUCUGAAAUUGCCAAGUGCCACAUACAUGGGAUGCAUCCUGCUUUUAUCCGGGAGUUCACCUCUGUGGCUUGGAUUUGUCACAGCCGUGUCUGUCUUUGAUCUCUGUGUUAACUAGAAAUCAAGGGAAGACAUGAGGAGGUUUGUGUACUGCAAGGUGGUUCUAGCCACUUCACUGAUGUGGGUUCUCGUUGAUGUCUUCUUACUCCUGUACUUCAGUGAAUGUAACAAAUGUGAUGACAAGAAGGAGAGGUCCCUGCUACCUGCACUCAGGGCUGUUAUUUCAAGAAACCAAGAAGGGCCAGGAGAAAUGGGAAAGGCUGUGCUGAUUCCUAAAGAUGACCAGGAGAAAAUGAAAGAAUUGUUUAAAAUCAAUCAGUUUAACCUUAUGGCCAGUGAUUUGAUUGCCCUUAACAGAAGUCUGCCGGAUGUAAGAUUAGAAGGAUGCAAGACAAAGGUCUACCCUGAUGAACUUCCAAACACAAGUGUAGUGAUUGUAUUUCAUAACGAAGCUUGGAGCACUCUCCUCAGAACUGUUUACAGUGUUAUAAAUCGGUCCCCACACUAUCUGCUCUCUGAGGUCAUCUUGGUAGAUGAUGCCAGUGAAAGAGAUUUUCUCAAGUUAACAUUAGAGAAUUACGUGAAAAAUUUAGAAGUGCCAGUAAAAAUUAUUAGAAUGGAAGAGCGCUCUGGGUUAAUACGAGCCCGCCUUCGAGGAGCAGCUGCUUCAAAAGGACAAGUCAUAACUUUCCUGGAUGCACACUGCGAAUGCACAUUAGGAUGGCUAGAGCCCUUGCUGGCAAGAAUAAAGGAGGACAGGAAGACAGUUGUAUGCCCCAUCAUUGAUGUGAUUAGUGAUGACACCUUUGAAUACAUGGCUGGGUCAGACAUGACUUAUGGGGGUUUUAACUGGAAACUGAAUUUCCGUUGGUAUCCUGUUCCCCAAAGAGAAAUGGAUAGAAGGAAAGGAGACAGAACAUUACCUGUCAGGACCCCAACUAUGGCUGGUGGCCUAUUUUCUAUUGACAGAAACUACUUUGAAGAGAUAGGAACUUACGAUGCAGGAAUGGAUAUCUGGGGUGGAGAGAAUCUUGAAAUGUCUUUUAGGAUUUGGCAGUGUGGAGGCUCAUUGGAGAUUGUGACUUGUUCCCACGUUGGUCACGUUUUUCGGAAGGCAACUCCCUACACAUUCCCUGGUGGCACUGGUCAUGUCAUCAACAAGAACAACAGGAGACUGGCAGAAGUUUGGAUGGAUGAAUUUAAAGAUUUCUUCUAUAUCAUAUCCCCAGGUGUUGUCAAAGUGGAUUACGGAGAUGUGUCAGUCAGAAAAACACUAAGAGAAAAUCUGAAGUGUAAGCCCUUUUCUUGGUACCUUGAAAACAUCUAUCCGGACUCCCAGAUCCCAAGACGUUAUUACUCACUUGGAGAGAUAAGAAAUGUUGAAACAAAUCAAUGUUUAGACAACAUGGGCCGCAAGGAAAAUGAAAAAGUGGGUAUAUUCAACUGUCACGGUAUGGGAGGAAAUCAGGUAUUUUCUUAUACUGCUGACAAAGAAAUCCGAACCGAUGACUUGUGCUUAGAUGUUUCUAGACUCAAUGGACCUGUAAUCAUGUUAAAAUGCCACCAUAUGAGAGGAAAUCAGUUAUGGGAGUAUGAUGCUGAGAAAGCAGGUAAAUGGGAAUAUAAUUUCAAGACCCACACUCUUCUUCACAUAAUCACCCAGUCCUGUCUCUCAGUAAGCAAAGUAGCUGAUGGCUCCCAACAGCCCGCUGUGGAAAUAUGUAAUGAUAGCCCUUUGCAAAAAUGGCUUCUAAGAAACUAUACAAGAAUGGAAAUUUUUAGAAAUAUUUUUAAGAAUUCUACUGAUUACUUUCUCAAAUAAUUUUGGAGAGACUCACCUUGAGACAUGUUAACAGUAAUCAAUGUCUAGAUGAACCUUCUGAAGAAGACAAAAUGGUGCCUACCAUGCAGGACUGUAGUGGAACCAGAUCUCAACAAUGGCUGCUAAGGAACAUGACUCUGGG